Molecule: messenger RNA, 1221 nt
Organism: Pipistrellus nathusii (Nathusius's pipistrelle)
Lineage: Eukaryota; Metazoa; Chordata; Mammalia; Chiroptera; Vespertilionidae
Source: the annotation of a GenBank genome assembly
AUGGACCAAGCCCACAGCGCCGCCCUGCAGCUGCGGCAGCUCCCGCCCACCAGCAGCGCCGACCCCAGGAGCCAGGCCUCCUUCUCCUACAAGGAAAACUUGAUCGGCGCCCUUUUGGCAAUUUUCGGGCACCUAGUGGUCAGCAUUGCACUUAACCUCCAGAAGUACUGCCACAUCCGGCUGGCAGGCACCAAGGACCCCCGGGCCUAUUUCAAGACCAAGACAUGGUGGCUGGGCCUGUUCCUGAUGCUGCUGGGCGAACUGGGCGUGUUCGCCUCCUAUGCCUUCGCUCCUCUGUCCCUGAUUGUGCCCCUCAGCGCCGUCUCCGUGAUAGCGAGUGCCAUCAUAGGAAUCAUAUUCAUCAAAGAAAAGUGGAAACCUAAAGACUUCCUGAGGCGCUACGUCUUGUCCUUUAUCGGCUGCGGUUUGGCCAUUGUGGGCACCUACUUGCUGGUGACAUUCGCACCCAACAGCCACGAGAAGAUGACGGGCGAGAACAUCACCAGGCACCUCGUGAGCUGGCCUUUUCUCCUGUACAUGCUGGUGGAGAUCAUCCUGUUCUGCCUGCUGCUGUACUUCUACAAGGAGAAGAAUGUCACCAACAUCGUCGUGAUUCUCCUCCUGGUGGCGUUGCUCGGCUCCAUGACGGUGGUGACGGUGAAGGCCGUGGCCGGGAUGCUGGUCCUGUCCAUCCAGGGGAACCUGCAGCUCGACUACCCCAUCUUCUACGUGAUGCUCGUGUGCAUGGUGGCCACCGCCAUCUACCAAGCCACGUUUUUAAGUCAAGCCUCACAGAUGUACGACUCCUCUCUGAUUGCCAGCGUGGGCUACAUCCUGUCCACAACCAUCGCCAUCACAGCAGGCGCCGUGUUUUACCUGGACUUCAUCGGGGAGGACGCGCUGCACAUCUCCAUGUUUGCACUGGGGUGCCUCAUCGCAUUCCUGGGCGUCUUCUUAAUCACGCGGAACAGGAAGAAGGCCAUUCCGUUUGAGCCCUAUAUCUCCAUGGAUGCCAUGCCAGGGAUGCAGAACAUGCAUGACAAGGGGAUGGUGGUCCAGCCCGACCUCAAAACUUCCUUCUCCUACGGGGCCCUGGAAAGCAACGACAGCAUUUCUGAGAUCUACGCUCCGGCCACGCUGCCCGUCAUGCAGGAAGAGCACGGUUCCAGGGGCGCCCCCGGGGCUCCCUACCGAGUCCUGGAGCACACCAAGAAGGAGUGA